This is a messenger RNA of Acanthopagrus latus (yellowfin seabream), 5460 nucleotides long. RefSeq names its product ST3 beta-galactoside alpha-2,3-sialyltransferase 8 (gene st3gal8). The record is from RefSeq and is a predicted model, not a curated record. Lineage: Eukaryota; Metazoa; Chordata; Actinopteri; Spariformes; Sparidae. The transcript is spliced from 9 exons. Bases 344 to 1489 code for a protein of 381 amino acids. Gene Ontology annotation, molecular function: beta-galactoside (CMP) alpha-2,3-sialyltransferase activity.
CCUCGCCCCGCCCCCCAACCCUCCGGUGGGCGGGGCCUCUCGCCGCUGCAUCAUCAUGCCCUGAGCCCCGCUGCUUCACAAAGAGAAGAAGAGAAGAAGAAAAACCAUCCGGCCGCCGCUGCUUCAUGUGCGAGUAUCCAUCCUGUCUACACCAGUCAGAAAGCAGCGUGGUUCACAGGGCAAGAAGUUCCACACUCGGGCUUCAUGGAGACCAGGCAGCGUGGAGACAUGACCAGGCAUGGGAAAAUGUCCAGAUGACACAGUCCAAAUAUGCUGACAUAGCAGGCUGAACGGCUCAACACAUCCUUCCUUCUGCCGCCGCCCACUCAUCAUCCGUCCAGCCAUGUUGUUGAGGAGGAAGGUGUGCGUUGCCGUGGUGAUUGCUGCCAUCCUCUUCCUAAUGCUUGCCAGUCAAAGCAUUCAAAAGAGACAUUUCCUGCCUCUGUCCAUAACCCCGGCCAUCAGCCGGGCCACACCCAUCAGCAAGGAGGCGGGCGAGCAGCAGAUAUCAUCACAAGUAAUCGAACCCCCAGCACCUCCUGCUGAUCCGACCCCUGACCCUCCGAAGAACCCCCCUCCUCCCGGCCACCCCGAACAUGAAGACGCGGAGAUGCCUUUAGAGGAGUCCAAGGACAGCACAAGUUCCUGUGGUUGUGUCGAGUCCUGUAUCUCAGACGUGGGGUCGUCGGAGUGGUUCGGACAGCGCUACGACCCCAAACAGCAGCCCAUCCUCCGAGACAGCAACAACAACUUCGACCCUGACGCGCUCAAAUGGUGGCUGAGUCUUCAGCGGUCUGGUAACGGCCAGACAAUAGAGGAAGUGAUGUCGGCGAUGUUCCAGGUCAUUUCCCCGCCUACUGUGGACUUCAAGCCCCUCCCCAACCGCUGUCGUCGGUGCGCAGUGGUCGGCAACUCCGGCAAACUUCGACAGUCUGGAAACGGCAAACUGAUCGAAUCCCACGACUUCAUAAUCAGGAUGAACAAGGCGGUGACUCGAGGGUUUGAGAAAGACGUUGGGAAUCGGACGACGCAUCACUUCCUGUACCCAGAGAGCGCGGUGGACAUCAAACAUGGAGUCAGCCUCGUCCUCCUGCCGUUCAAACUGAGAGACCUGGAGUGGCUGACCAGCGCGCUGUCCACCGGCACGGUGAAAAUGACCUACAUGAGGGUCAGAGAGCGAGUGGAGGCUGAUAAAGACAAGGUUCUGGUGGUGAACCCGGUUUUCUUUAAGUAUGUUAAUGAUCACUGGACCGAGCGCCACGGUCGCUACCCGUCCACCGGCAUGCUGGCCAUCAUCUUUGCUCUGCACAUAUGUGACCAGGUGUCUGUGUUUGGUUACGGUGCCGACCAGCAGGGGAACUGGCAUCACUACUGGGAGGAGAACCGCUACGCUGGAGCCUUCAGGAAGACCGGUGUCCACAGCGCCGACUUCGAAACAGAGGUCAUCCACAAGCUCGACAAGGAGGGAAAGAUCAGUCUGCACCUGUGACGCGACCACUGACCCAAAGACAGGCCUGCAGACAGACUUAAGACACCCACAGAUUGUCGGGAUGACCUGUUGACUGACCAGUCGAUCAUUCACCACUUAAUCGUUGAGACCAAGAACCACCUCGUCUGGUAUCCAGCUGAGUCUGGUUUAUUGCGGCCUUUCGUCUGGCACUGUAUAAAUCCAACAGACGUGACUUGUUUUGGGGGGAUUCGGACACGUGGACAGGAAGCAGACCUGUUUACUUCUUGCACGUCAAUCAUAACAUGCCUGCCUUGAGUUGGACUGAAGCCUCUGUUGUGCAGAGACAUUUUUAAAUACCAGGAUUACCUGUGGAUUGAGCCUUUGGAUGGGAGGGGCUAAACAUGCUGACUCCACCUGGUGGGCGGGGCUUAUAUCCUCCCUGUGCAGUUCCAACUCAUCUUGAACACAAACUGUUUUUUCGGGACCCUCCACUGUUGAAUCAGACGAACCGUCCUGCUGUCUGCGACUGCGGGGAUCGACCACCCAAGUUUUGCUUUGGUCGGGAAAUAAUCACAGACUUUUUAUAUAUUUUUUAUUGAAUUUUAUAGACCUUAUAUGGGGAUAACCUCUUUUUUUAAUCAAAGCACUUUGCCCUGAAGAAGAAAUGGAACAGAGGGGCCAUAUUGUUGCUUCUCUGUCCAGCCACGGUGUAAGACUGUUUAAUUUCAUAUCAUUUAUAAUCCAUCCAUUUAUUUCAUCUGAAACCGUCCUCUGGAGAAUGUUUCUGUCCCGAAAGACUGUAAAGGGAGUAGGGACACAAAGUUUUUAAGUUUUCACCAAUGAUACUUCCUGUCUCGAUCAUAUAUGGAGCUGGAGGCAGUGAGUGGGAGGAGCCUGUGUGAGGUUCUCAGCCUGUGUUUAAGCUUUUCACGUGCUCUGCGAUGACUCGACAGUCUGCAAGUUUACAGCAGAUACCACUGAUAUGACGGGAAGUUUUGGUUUUAGUAUUUGAUGCUUUGACUCAUUUUUCAGCUCCGGUAUUCUUCAAAGUUAAUGUGAGCGACAAAAUUAAACUCAACAUCAUCACUGAGGAUCUGACUCGGUGAGUAAAGCUGCAGACGGUUGAACUUCGUGGACAGACGUGAUGUUACUCCUGUCGAGUGACAAAGACGAGGAGAUCGUGCACGAAUUUUAACUAAAGAUUUAUUUAACAAAACUUAACAAGGACAAAUUCAAACAAUCAGUAACAUCACCUGUGUGUGUGUGUGUGUGUGUGUGUUGCACGAAUGAAUGGAAGAUGUAGUGCAAUGUACUAAAGUCCAACCAAAAAUAACCAACCAUAUGAAAGAAGAGAGACUGAACGGUCCAGCAGGUAGCAGAGGAGUCUGUCGGCUGUCUGCUGGACUUACAGGUGGAGGGACGUCUGUCGCACCUGCACUGUGAAUGUACACACUGUUGCUGAUUGUCAAUCACAGUCGUCUGAAUGCGUGUGUGGCUUCGUUUAGACGAUGAGGAGUUUCGAGACGUUUUCACACUGAUCGAGUCUGAACCUGAGUUGGAUCACUCGUCUUAGAACAACUGUUUUCUCUCAGCUGUGUUCUGUUGUUCCUCCCGUUGUUUGGACUGCCGUUAUAACGCAGCACAUGCAGAAGCAAGCGAGGUCAGCAGCAGACUUUAAACAAACACAGACGUUCAGCACGUUUGCAACAGAAACACGGCGUCUUUCAAAUUAUCAUUAAGUUAUAAUGCGUUACAUUAAUUUUCCCAUAGUUUGGGUCUUCAAAACUAACUUUGAAUUAUCGUUUUUGAGGUGAAAUUUUCUUUUCAAAAUGACCACAGAUGUGAGCUGAACCGUCUUCAUCGUCCUGAAAUGAUCCGUUCUUCAGAAGCUUGUUCAGCUGUUUGACCUGGUGCACUAGUCAGCUGCAUCUUGUAUCUUGUAUAAUGUGCCUUUGCUGGAAAUGUUAGCAAAUGUUACUGUUUCUUUGGAGGGAAAAGUAACAUAAAUAUAUAGAGUACUGCGUCUACAUUCAUAGAUUGUAUUUUUAAUAGGAAGAUAAUCUGGCGUUGACCAGCUGUGAGUUAGCCUGACUCCAGCCGUGCUAUGAAGCCAGUUUGACAUAGUGUUCAGCUAAAACAUCACACAUUGCACUCGGGACCCUAAAAAUACCUUUUCCCCAGAAACUUUCGUUAAGUAAGAGGCGGCAGUAAAUCAUUGGAUAAAUAUUUUUGAAACGAUGGAGUGCAAGAGAGCCAAACGAAAAAAACCAAGCAAAUAAAAACAGCAUGUUCAAAGAUGUAAUCUUGACAUUUAAGGUGUGCUGAUGGAUUAACGACGAGUGAAUCAGUAACGUGCAAGAAAAUGUUCCACCUUGAAAGAUCCUGGUAGUCUUUCAUUGACUAAUAAUAGCAGCAUAGGGAAGCUCAUCUUUGUUUGGCUUCAUGCACCACUGAGCAGUUAACAUAGGAAUGAACGAGGUCUCGCUGGUGUGUACAGAAGAAAGUACACAAGCAACGUUUUUAUUGUAGCUGCUUGUCAACCUGUGCACUGUAACCUUGUUUUUCUGCUUUAAGCUCAAACUGCAGUUUCUUAUCUCUCUUGAACAUUGGAUUUGAGGUUUUCUUGUGGACUUAGACAAUUUGGUUUUUGACUUUUGAUCUGAGACGGUUACUUUCAGGUCGACUCGGGAAGUUAAUGACUUUACAGAAGUUGUGGUGAUCCAGAUUCAGACCAGUCUGCCAGUGUGAAACCGCCGAGGAAAGAGCUCAGUCGGCUUCAAAUAAACUCGCUGGGACGAUGUCUGACGAGUCGGGGAAAGAACUAGUUUGUAUGAAGUGUCGUGUGCCCAUGUCUGAAGGCAGAAGUGUUUAUAGUUGUUCCGAACAGACGCACUGGAAAGCUGAGUGGGAAGGCUGCAGUCACGGACUCCUCCUGGCUGCUUCCCACCACCUCCCUGAUCUCCGUCCAACAACUCUGCGUCUCUGUGGCCAAGAUUCGUACAAUUGGGAAUAACAGAGCAGACUCUCAGACAGUUUCUCCUCGGUGUGAUUAAAAACUGUCAGAAGCAGCUGUCGCAGAGGGAUCUUUCAGACGCUGUUAGACGAUCCUACCAGCACUUCUUUUGAAGCAGACUGAGGCCUCUAUAAAUAAUCCUAAAUGCUGAAUCAUUUUCUGGAGGCUGCUGCUCUGUCGUUGGCUCGGCUUGAAGCUUAACCCCGUUUGUCUGGAACAAGUCGCACGUUCUCUUUAAAAACCUGAACGCUGAGUCAUCAUAAGCUGUGGUUUAAUCUGAAACAUCUGCUGCUGCACGGUUUUAUAGUUUUCAUUCACUGCUGAGAUUUAACACUUUGUUGGCUUUUCCGGGGGGGGGGGGACCUGCUGGUAAACUGGGAAAUGAUCCACUUUAUGAGGAGCGUCCAGCCACUAAAUGACAGAGCAGCAGCCCGUUUGGAGCCCUGAGCUGGACUUAACAUCUGGAUGCAAGAUUUUGGAAUCUGCAGACGAAGUCAUCGUAGUAGAAAGAUUUACUUCCUCGCACUGAAAAAUAAUUGUUUGUUGUGAGUAUAAAUCCAAAGCUGUGCUUGUUAGAUUCCCUGCAGUCUGGAAAUGUCAAGUUUUAUUUCCUUUUAAGAAUGCAGGAAGGUGCAGAUUAAAUAAAAUCAACCAAUCAGCUGCUGGUAAUUCCGUUAUAAACGAUUGUUUGUGAUCUGUAUAUUUAGAUCAGUGGAACAAAAGAAAAAAAACUAACCAAACGAGAUGUUUGUAUGAUGUAUGUUCAGUUAUCAUAGCUUUAAUUCAGCUCAUCAUGUUUAAACUGUGACUGUCUUUUGAUUUUAAGAGAAAGAAAUGUUAAAUUCACUUAACAGACAACCUGCUGAUAUCAGUUCAUUCAUCACAUCAUUCAUUCAUAGUUGCCAAACAGACAGAAGCACUGUGAUAUUUCAACACAACAUGAACCCACAGCUGUCACUUUGAAAUAAAUAAAAAUAAAAAAAUACGAAACAGAAAA